AAAAGCGAGUUGCAGUCGUUGCUGAGAGCAUCAGUUGUUCAAAAGCUAUCGAAGUGAGCAAGCAAAGUGACAGCAAGCGUUUUAAAGGAAAAUCCCUCUAGUGAAACAUCUCAAUAACCGAGCUAAUAGUGGAUUUAUUGACUUUCGAGUGCGAAGAAAUAAACCGUUUUUAGUGAAUUUAUUGUGCACGUUUUUCCUGGUGGAAAUCGCAGUGAAUAGCAGUUUAUAUUUGCUGUAGAAACUUCAAACAUCCUUCAAGAUGCCAGAAGCCGCCGGUGAGGUUGAAACCUUUGCGUUCCAGGCUGAGAUCGCUCAGUUGAUGUCGCUGAUCAUCAACACGUUCUACUCGAACAAGGAAAUCUUCCUGCGAGAGCUGAUCUCCAACUCGUCGGAUGCCCUUGACAAGAUCCGCUAUGAGUCGUUGACCGAUCCCUCAAAACUGGACAGCGGCAAGGAGUUGUUCAUCAAGAUCAUCCCGAACAAGGAAGCCGGCACAUUGACGAUCAUCGACACCGGUAUUGGUAUGACGAAAGCUGAUUUGGUUAACAAUCUCGGUACGAUUGCCAAGUCUGGAACGAAGGCUUUCAUGGAGGCAUUGCAAGCCGGUGCUGAUAUCAGUAUGAUUGGCCAGUUCGGUGUGGGUUUCUACUCCGCUUAUCUAAUCGCCGAUAAAGUCGUUGUGACAUCCAAGAGCAACGAUGACGAGCAGUAUGUUUGGGAAUCUUCGGCCGGAGGUUCUUUCACAGUUCGCACUGACACUGGAGAGCCAUUGGGACGUGGUACAAAGAUUGUUCUACACGUAAAGGAAGACCAGCUUGAAUAUUUGGAAGAGAGCAAGAUCAAAUCCAUCGUAAACAAGCACUCGCAGUUCAUUGGCUAUCCGAUCAAGUUGUUGGUCGAAAAGGAACGCGAGAAGGAAGUCAGCGACGACGAAGCCGAGGAGGAGAAAGAGGACAAGAAGGACGAGGACAAGAAAGACGACGAACCAAAGAUUGAGGACGUUGAGGAUGAUGAAGACAAGAAGGACAAGAAAAAGAAGACGGUCAAGGUCAAGUACACCGAGGACGAAGAACUGAAUAAGACAAAGCCGAUUUGGACUCGUAACGCUGAUGACAUCUCACAGGAAGAGUAUGGAGAGUUCUACAAAUCGCUGACUAACGACUGGGAAGAUCAUCUGGCUGUGAAGCACUUCUCCGUUGAAGGUCAACUGGACUUCCGUGCGCUUCUUUUCGUCCCCCGUCGUAUGCCGUUCGAUUUGUUCGAAAACAAAAAGAAGAAGAACAACAUUAAGCUGUACGUCCGUCGUGUCUUCAUUAUGGACAACUGCGAGGAACUGAUUCCGGACUACUUGAACUUCAUCAAAGGCGUCGUCGACUCAGAAGAUCUUCCGCUGAACAUCUCUCGUGAAAUGCUGCAGCAGAACAAGAUCCUGAAGGUUAUCCGCAAGAAUCUGGUCAAGAAAUGCUUGGAGCUGUUUGAAGAGCUAUCGGAAGACAAGGAGACCUACAAGAAGUUCUACGAUCAGUUCAGCAAAAAUCUCAAACUCGGAGUUCAUGAGGACAGUCAGAACCGCCAGAAGCUGGCUGAUUUACUGCGGUUCAACACAUCUGCUUCCGGUGAUGAGUAUUGUUCCUUGGCAGAUUACGUCGGCCGCAUGAAGGAAAACCAAAAGCACAUCUAUUUCAUUACUGGUGAGAGUAUUGAACAGGUCAAGAACUCUGCAUUCGUUGAACGAGUCAAGAAACGUGGCUUCGAAGUACUGUACAUGACCGAAGCCAUCGACGAGUACGUCAUCCAGCAACUGAAGGAAUACCAAGGCAAGCAGCUGGUUUGUGUAACCAAGGAAGGCCUUGAGCUGCCGGAGGAUGAAGACGAAAAGAAGAAGCGUGAAGAGGACAAGGCCAAAUUCGAAAACCUGUGCAAGGUCAUGAAGUCGGUUUUGGACAGCAAAGUUGAGAAGGUCGUCGUUUCGAAUCGUCUAGUUGACUCGCCCUGCUGUAUCGUCACCUCACAGUACGGUUGGUCCGCCAACAUGGAGCGUAUCAUGAAGGCCCAGGCUCUUCGUGAUUCAUCUGCUAUGGGUUACAUGGCCGGCAAGAAACACCUGGAAAUUAACCCGGAUCAUUCGAUUAUUGAAACCCUUCGGCAGCGAGCGGAAGCCGACAAGAAUGACAAAGCCGUCAAGGAUCUGGUUAUACUUCUGUUCGAGACUGCCCUGCUCUCUUCCGGUUUCUCGCUGGACGAACCUGGAGUGCACGCCUCCCGCAUUUAUCGUAUGAUUAAGCUGGGUCUGGGAAUCGACGAGGACGAUGCGCCAAUGAGUACUGAAGAGGCUGCACCCGCUGCUGCAGGCGAUGCUCCACCACUGGUUGAUGAUUCGGAAGACGCUUCGCACAUGGAAGAGGUCGAUUAAUUUAAUCGUUAGGCUGAACUCAUGACUUAUGAAUUGGUCAUCGCAUCAACUCAUCUAUUCCAAAAAUUCUGUUUCAAGAUUGUUAUUUAUAAUCUACCUUAAACAAGUUUAGAUUGCAAAUCCCGCUUAGAUUUUAACGGUCUUUUUGUUCCGCGUUGUAGCGGUUACGGAAGUUUAAUGUACAUUCUGGUCAUUUAUUUUUAAUUCUACCCGAUAGUUGUAACGCGAGAUCGCAGCACACGUUUGGAACUGAUUACUAUUAUAGAAACGAAGCGGUGGGUCGUACAUUGGAAAACGUGUAUUUAAUAAAAUAACACAGUUGAACAAAUAAUAA
This is a messenger RNA of Wyeomyia smithii (pitcher-plant mosquito), 2747 nucleotides long. RefSeq names its product heat shock protein 83-like. Gene Ontology annotation, biological process: protein stabilization; cellular response to heat; protein folding. The transcript is spliced from 2 exons. Gene Ontology annotation, cellular component: protein-containing complex; plasma membrane; perinuclear region of cytoplasm. The coding region runs from base 260 to 2413 and encodes 717 amino acids. The record is from RefSeq and is a predicted model, not a curated record. Lineage: Eukaryota; Metazoa; Arthropoda; Insecta; Diptera; Culicidae. Gene Ontology annotation, molecular function: ATP binding; disordered domain specific binding; ATP hydrolysis activity.